Venturia canescens is the source of this 2963-nucleotide messenger RNA. It is a transcript of the gene Rhp, whose product is annotated as rhophilin. The record is from RefSeq and is a predicted model, not a curated record. NCBI's taxonomy places the organism in Eukaryota, Metazoa, Arthropoda, Insecta, Hymenoptera, Ichneumonidae. The coding region runs from base 461 to 2467 and encodes 668 amino acids. Gene Ontology annotation, biological process: negative regulation of stress fiber assembly; signal transduction. The transcript is spliced from 10 exons. Gene Ontology annotation, molecular function: protein binding.
CCCCCCCUCCCCGCCCCUUCUCUCGAGCGUCCGUUACAGUUUAAACGUUUUUUUUUUCAAUCCGCGCGCGCCUCCUUUUUACCUUCGAAAAUAUAGCACACCUAUUUAAAUUGAGUUUUUUGAUGGACCAAUGGGGGACGAUCGGGAUUGUUAGGAUGACACGCGCACGUAUAGGUCGCGGCGCUACGUUCGGUCAUGUGUAAAUGUACGAGGUAUUCACCGCAGUCUCGGUCCGAUCGUCUCGUAGGCAUAACCACGAUUUUUCUCACCUCGAUUCCAAUCUUCGCGUAUGAGAAUAUUCAUUGCCAAAAUUUUCCUGCUUCGAGAUAAACAUCUCCGUGAUAAUUGUUGGUGCCAGUGUGUUACGAGCCCUUCGGGAUUAGUGAUGUGUCAAAAAAUAAGUGCUAAAAACAAAUAGGAAAACAGAAAACUCGAGUUACCGGAGGACAAUGAGCGUACGAUGAAUGUCCCGAUUGUGUCAGGUGAUAUCCUGCUGGAUGACGACGGGUACAGGCCACGCUUUGUUCGGGGCUCGGACCCCAGGGUCGCGACAUGUCGCGGAAAACUUCAAAACAAACGGAGCAAGCUCAAUCAGGAAAUCAACAAAGAGCUGCGGCUACGGGCCGGCGCGGAAAACCUCUUCAAGGCAACAACGAACAGAAAGCUCAGAGAGACGGUAGCACUGGAAUUGAGUUUCGUCAAUUCGAAUCUGCAGUUACUCAAGGAACAAUUGGCUGAGCUGAACAGUUCAGUGGAACUGUACCAAAAUGUCGAUGGAGAGGAUCCUGCGAUGCCCAUGAUUCCACUUGGCCUCAAAGAGACCAAGGACAUCGACUUCCGGGAUCCGUUCAAGGAUUUUAUUCUUGAACAUUACAGCGAAGAUGGAGAGCAUUAUGAGGAAGCGAUUGCGGAUCUUAUGGAAACGAGACAGGCGACGAGAACACCUACCAGAGAUGCAGCAGGAAUCGCUCUUUUGUUGCGAUACUACAAUCAAUUGUACUUCAUCGAAAGACGUUUUUUUCCGCCCGAUCGAAGCCUCGGUAUUUACUUCGAAUGGUUCGAUUCCUUAACGGGGGUUCCAAGCUGUCAGAGAACUGUCGCCUUCGAAAAAGCCUCGGUUCUCUUCAACGCUGGCGCUCUCUAUACGCAAUUGGGUGCGAAACAGGAUCGAAAAAGUCCGAGAGGACUCGAUCAAGCUGUCGACGCCUUCUUACGAGCUGCUGGCACCUUUAGAUACAUCCAUGAAAACUUUACCAAUGCCCCGAGCAUGGAUCUUGGGCCUGACAUGCUCGACAUGCUGGUCCAACUUAUGCUGGCCCAAGCGAGGGAAUGUUUAUUCGAAAAGCUGGAGCUCGAGUCCCGAGAGACUCGAAGUAUGGACGUAUCGUUGGAUUUGGCUCGAGAGGCGAGUCAAGUGGCCACGGUUUACAACGAGGUUCACGGCUCGAUAUCGCGACAACUUGUUCGGGAUUACGUGCCAGAAUCGUGGAUAUCUUUGAUAUUGAUAAAACGCGAGCACCAUUUAGCACUGGCCCACAGACACUGCGCAGCCGCUCUUUUGGAGCGUAAACUCUCGGAAUUUUCGAACGAGAGUAAACUCACUUUGGAGAGAAUGCAAGAAAGCGAUGGAAAAACUCAGAUCGAGUUCACGCUUCCGAAGGACGACAACGAGAGGCAGUUGCUGGGCAAAGCUCAUCUUCGCGAAGCUCUCGUGCUUCACGAAGAGAGCCAAAGACUUUGGAGAAUGUGUCGUGAACUCAAAGGCAAACAGGCUCUGGGAAAACUUUUGAAAAGAUGCCACGAAGCCAGCCUCGAGAGGUACGAGGCCGUUGGGAACGAGGACGAUUUUCGUGAACUUCUUGAUCCUCCACACAUUAUUGCAUCAACCAAAUUUCAAUUGGGCCUGACGCAUCCGGAUUUCGGUCAACACGGGGUCGACGACCUCUUCCGAUCCCUUGGCCCCGUCGCUAUAUUCUCAGCCAAGAGACACUGGACCGCUCCUCGGUUGAUUCAACUUCAACGUGGUCCAGGAGGCGAAGGUUUUGGUUUCAGUGUUCGCGGCGAUGCCCCUGUCAUCGUCGCUGCCGUUGAUCACAAUUCUCUGGCUGACCUCGGAGGAAUGAAAGAGGGCGACUUCAUCGUCGGUAUCGGCGAGAAAGACGUAAAAUGGGCCUCCCACGAGCAAGUUGUACGGCUGAUCAAACAAUGCGGAGAUUCCAUAAGCCUCAAACUCGUAACUCCGAUGGACAGAAAUUAUUUGAAGAAACCGGUGAAGCCGAGUAGUCGAGACAAAGGCAGCGUUUCUGCGAGCAGUUCGUCAGGAGUUUCAUCGGGUCAGCCGAGUCCUGCAGGUUCGGUGACAACGGCGCACGUUGCACGAAGCCGAAUACCUUGGAAUCCUUUUAAGAAGUCGAAUGGUCAACGAGACAGCAGGGAUCUAACAUUUGACAACGUUAUUCUCAGAUGAUAAGCAACUCUGCGAAUUCCCAUAUACGGAAAAGAGAAGAAUAAUUGUACAUACAUGCCGUUUAGGUUCGCAAAUUACACCAACUCGAAUAAGUUUGUCGGCCAUUUUAGAAGAAAAAAUAUAUUUCCACGUAUGACGAUCAUCGAUGCGGUUGCCAAAUGAUUGUUAAAGAGAGAAUUGAAAAAAAAAAGAGAUUUUUUGUUCGAUCUCCCGUUUUUUUUUGCUUUUCUCUCGUACGAAUGUUCGCGUACCGUGGAAAUGGAGUAUUGGGCCAGGGUGGGGGGAGAAGCCAUUCGCCGACGGUCGAUGAUCGUAGCCAAACCAACAACAAUCAUUAAACAAUAUUUAUAAUUGUAUAUCCGUAGGAAUCCCGUGUUUUGUAGUCUGUCGAAGUAAAUAAUCGAGUGUAUAAAUAUUAUUGUAUUUUAACGACUGUCAAUUAAAAUUGUAAAUAGCAAGUGGAGAAUAAAUGUGUAGAAUCGUCUUGCAAAUUGAA